Messenger RNA from Paramecium pentaurelia, 2374 nucleotides. The record is from the annotation of a GenBank genome assembly. NCBI's taxonomy places the organism in Eukaryota, Ciliophora, Oligohymenophorea, Peniculida, Parameciidae.
AUGUAUUAACAGAACAAAAAAUCAAGCUAUAGAAAUUAUCAAAUAAGUAGAGUUAACUCAAAAGUUCAUUAGUAAGAGAAAUCAACUUCUCCAUCUAUGCAUUCUAGAUAAUAAAUAACUCCAAAGAGAAAAUAAUAAUUUUCAUUACCAAAAUUCGAUACUACAAAUAAUUAUCUUUAAUAACCUGUAACUAGAGAACAUAUGCUAAAAUUCUUAGAAUAAAUUGUUUUUGCAGUCGAAAAUGUUUAAUGUAUUUUGUCUCAACCAGAAAGUGUAUAAAAUUAAAUGCCAGAAAAUCAAGAUUAAUAAAAAAAUAAAUUCAAAAUUACCUAAGAAUAAUAAACAGAUUAAUCUUUUAUUUAGUAAUAAUUACAAUCUAAAUUUAAAUUUGUAAAUAAAAAAACAUAAACACCUAAUAGAACUUAAUCAUAUUAUUAAGAAAGUGAAUUAAAAUAUUUUAAGGCAACUAAAUUAAAAACUGAAUUUUCAGAAGAAAGUGAUACAACAGAAAAACAAUCAUUUAAAUUACCAAUUAUUUCACAAUAAUCUUCGACAGUAAAAUAAAAGAUCAGUAAAAUAUUACCAGAUGGAACAAAAAAUAGAAUCUAAUCUUAAGUUAUUUAGUAUUAAUAUUUUAAAAAUCAAAAAGAUAAUCAUAAAAUAUAAUCUUAAUGUAUUAAAGGAUUUCAUUAAGAAUCUUAAUCAAAUAAAUCUUAAAAACUUAAUGAAUCUUCUUAGUAAAAUAUAAUUAAGACAGAGUAAUCUGAAAACGAAUAGGUUUCAAUCACACCUAAAUAAUCAAAAAUAAAUCAUGAUACUGAAACUCAAAAAAAAUUAAAUAAUAUUCAAAUGAAAGAUUAGUCUUCUCUUAAUUAAACAGCAAAAGUACAAAAUGAUAAAUAAAGUAAUUAAUUAGAAUAAUCACAUUAAUCUAUUAAAAGUAAAACUUCAAAUAAUCUUGUCAAUUAGGAUACAAAACAGAAUUAAAUAUUUGAUCCUCAAUUAUCAUAAGAUAAAAAUAUUAAUAGUUAACCAAACUCAAUUCAAUAAGAAGAUUCUUAAAAUAUAGAAAUCAAACAGAAAAUCAAAAAAAGACCUAUUCAUUUAAAAUAAACAAAUUAAAUUAAUAAUGAUUCAAUUUAAUUUGAUAAACAUGAAUUAUCUAUUAAUUCAAACUAAAUAAAUAAUUCCCUUUUAAAAUCCCUUUUAUUAAAUGAUGCUUCUAAGAUUUAAGAAUAGAGUCCUUCUGAUCAAGUCGAUAAUUAAUAAAUUAAUAAAGAACAAUCCUAGAAUAAUAAUUAAGAUGAUGAGAAUAUUGAUUUAAAUAAAAAAUAAAAUACUUAAGCAUAAAUUGAUUUAUCAUAGCAGAUAAUAAAGAAUGAAGCUAUAACUCAUAGAAUUUAAGAAAUUUAAUUACAAAAUCCCAUAACAGAUUAAUAGAAUUUAUAAUUAAUUUCUAACAGAUAAUCCUAAAAUCAAAAUAAAACUCUUGAAAAUGAGGAAUUUUAUUUUGAACCUGAAGAAGAAAAUAAAGUAAUUUCAAAACUCUAACCCAAAACCAAUUUACAAGAUUAAGAAUAAUUGAUGAAUAAAACUAGUUCAACAGUGAAAAGUGUUUAUAUUCUUAAAAAAGAAGAAAUUGUAGAAAAAGGAAACUCUGAGAUAUAAUAAGGAUUAUAAAAUUAAGAAAAUUUAAAUUAAAAUGAUAUAUAAUAGUUAUUAUAAAUAGAGAAUGAAAAUACUUAGAAUCAAUUAAGUAAAAAGAAUUCUAUAAAUGAAACAUAAGAUUAAAAUUAAAAAUCUGAGAAAAAAAUUACACAAAUUACAAUAAGAAAUGAUUUAGUAAAAAGUCUUUUCUUAGAAAAAUAAUAAGGAGAAAUUAAUGAAAAACGAAAAAGUUUACAAUAGAGUUAAAUUUAUGCUAAAAAUGAGUAAAAUAAUAUACAUAUAUUUAAGUUUAAAUAAAUAAUUAAAUUUAGAACCUACCGAUUAAAUCAAAGAAAAUGAAAGUAAAAGGAUACAAGAUAUAAGUCAGAUUAAUUAAACAAAAGAAAAUUAAAAUAUAGGAGAGAAUCAUUAAUUCGUUUUAAAUUAAUUAUAAAGUAAUGAAAACGAAAACCAAUAAAAAAGACUCGGAUAAGAAUCUUUGCAUGAUUAAAAUAAUACAAUAAAUAUAUCCUAGGAUCAAUUGAAACAAAUUAAAUCAUCUGAAAAUAUAGAUGGUUAUGAUUAAGAAAAUAAUCAUGAUCUAUUAUAAAAAGAUUUAAGUUAAAAUAAUUCUUAAGGAUUAAGUAAUAGAUCUAUGAUUUAAUCAAAGAAAAUUAAUUUUCCUAAAGAAACACAAGGAAUAGAUUCUAAUUUGAAAAUAAUAUGA